UAUUGGCGUCGUCGAGCAACGAAGCAGGUGGGCGACAGCAUGGAGGGCGCAGGCGGCGGAAACUCGUUGCCGUCGACGUCGGGAGCGGACGCGGUGAAACGGAGGGUUAGCUACUUCUACGACCCGGAUGUGGGGAACUACUACUACGGUCUGGGACACCCGAUGAAGCCCCACCGGAUCCGGAUGACCCACGCUCUCCUCGAGAAGUACGGCCUCCUCGACCGCAUGAAGGUCAUCCAUCCCCAGCUCGCCCGCGAUCGCGACCUCUGCGCCUUCCACACCGACGAAUACGUCGCCUUCCUCCAAUCCGCCAAUCCCGAGACCCUGACCAACCCCUGCGUCGCCCGCCGCUUCAACAUCACCGACGACUGCCCCGUCUUCUACCGGCUCUUCGAGUUCUGCCAGACCUACACCGGCGCCUCCGUCGACGCCGCCAAGGAGCUCAACCGCAGCAACGCCGACAUCGUCAUCAACUGGUCCGGCGGCCUCCACCACGCCAAGCGCUCCGAGGCCUCCGGCUUCUGCUACGUCAACGAUAUCGUCCUCGCCAUCCUCAAGCUUCUCGAGAAUCACGACCGUGUUCUCUACGUGGACAUUGAUAUCCACCAUGGAGAUGGUGUCGAGGAGGCUUUCUUCACAACUGAUAGAGUAAUGACAGUCUCAUUCCACAAGUUUGGAGAAUAUUUUCCUGGGACAGGACAUUUACUCGACAAUGGCUAUGGGAAAGGGAAAUAUUAUGCUGUAAAUGUCCCUUUAAAUGAUGGAAUUGAUGAUGAGAGCUACCAUUAUCUAUUCAAACCUAUCAUAGCAAAAGUUAUGGAAGUUUUCAACCCUGAUGCUGUGGUGCUUCAAUGUGGUGCCGACUCCUUAUCUGGAGACAGGUUGGGUUGUUUCAAUCUUUCUGUCAAAGGCCAUGCAGAGUGCGUAAGAUACCUUCGAUCUUUUAAUGUGCCACUGAUGCUGCUUGGUGGAGGUGGCUAUACAUUACGUAAUGUUGCUCGCUGUUGGUGUUACGAGACUGGAGUCGCCCUUCAUGUUGAAGUGAAUGACAAGAUGCCUGAUCAUGAAUAUCUCGGGUACUAUGGCCCAGACUAUAACAUCCAUGUCGCAACAAGUAAUAUGGAAAAUAAGAAUUCACGCAAGUCAUUGGACGAUAUAAAAGCCAAGAUACUAGAUAAUCUUUCGAAGCUCCAACAUGCUCCGAGUGUGCAAUUCCAGGAAUGGCCAACUGAUACGGAGCUUGAUGAGGAAGAUGAGAAUCAGGAGGAGACAAAUGAAGAUCUUAAUUCUGACACAGCCAAAUUGCUUUGAACAUCAUGGUGCACAUGUUUCUGAUGAUAGUCCAUGCAGAGAUUUGCUCAUUUUCAGUCAUAGGAGACCUCCAAAUGACAUCCACAAUCCAAGUGUUGUAGCCUAAAUUGUGAAUAUGCUCUGUGCAGUAACUUAGAUUGAAUUAGACUAUCUUCUUCAAGCGGAUUAGGUGAUGCCAAUCUUCUUUUAGCUCUUCAAGUGACUUUGACAGUGUUCAGCUAACGGAUGUUCAUUUGUAACAUUCCUGUGUACAGAUUGACUUUCUCAAUGAACCAUCUGUUUAGCUGACCUGUUUUCUCUUGUUUGGAGUCUCUUUAAAAGUCAAA
This is a messenger RNA of Musa acuminata AAA Group (dessert banana), 1637 nucleotides long. Its product is annotated as histone deacetylase 1-like. NCBI's taxonomy places the organism in Eukaryota, Viridiplantae, Streptophyta, Magnoliopsida, Zingiberales, Musaceae. The coding region runs from base 40 to 1311 and encodes 423 amino acids. The record is from RefSeq and is a predicted model, not a curated record. The transcript has 4 exons. Gene Ontology annotation, cellular component: nucleus. Gene Ontology annotation, molecular function: histone deacetylase activity.